GCUGAGGGGGCGGGCCUGGACGUGGGGAGUGAAAGCGAAAGCCCAGGCGGCGAACAGGGAGACCGGAGACCUAGCAGCAACUGGAGCAACAUGGCCAAGCCUUGUGGGGUGCGCCUGAGCGGGGAAGCCCGCAAACAGGUGGAUGUCUUCAGGCAAAAUCUUUUCCAGGAGGCUGAGGAAUUCCUCUACAGUUUCUUACCUCAGAAAAUCAUAUACCUGAAUCAGCUCUUGCAAGAGGACUCCCUCAACGUGACUGACAUGACUUCUCUCCGGGCCUCGCUGGACAUCCCCAUCCCAGACCCUCCACCCAAGGAUGAUGAGAUGGAAACGGAUAAGCAAGAGAAGAAAGAAGUCCCUAAGUGCGGCUUUCUCCCUGGGAAUGAGAAGGUCCUGGCCUUGCUUGCCCUGGUUAAGCCAGAAGUCUGGACUCUCAAAGAAAAAUGCAUUCUGGUGAUCACAUGGAUCCAGCACCUCAUCCCCAAAAUUGAGGAUGGAAAUGACUUUGGGGUGGCAAUCCAGGAAAAGGUGCUGGAGAGGGUAAAUGCAGUCAAGACCAAAGUGGAAGCCUUCCAGACAACCAUUUCCAAGUACUUCUCAGAACGUGGGGAUGCUGUGGCCAAGGCCUCUAAGGAGACCCAUGUAAUGGAUUACCGGGCCCUGGUGCACGAGCGAGACGAGGCAGCCUAUGGAGAGCUCAGGGCCAUGGUGCUGGACCUCAGGGCCUUCUAUGCUGAGCUUUACCAUAUUAUAAGCAGCAACCUGGAGAAAAUUGUCAACCCAAAGGGUGAAGAGAAGCCAUCUAUGUACUGAGCCCAGGGUUAGAAGGGAAAUAAAUGACCUAUACUUUGUGUGGAU
Aethalodelphis obliquidens (Pacific white-sided dolphin) is the source of this 855-nucleotide messenger RNA. RefSeq names its product proteasome activator subunit 2 (gene PSME2). The record is from RefSeq and is a predicted model, not a curated record. The coding region runs from base 91 to 810 and encodes 239 amino acids. Gene Ontology annotation, cellular component: cytoplasm; nucleoplasm; proteasome activator complex. NCBI's taxonomy places the organism in Eukaryota, Metazoa, Chordata, Mammalia, Artiodactyla, Delphinidae. Gene Ontology annotation, biological process: regulation of proteasomal protein catabolic process; positive regulation of endopeptidase activity; regulation of G1/S transition of mitotic cell cycle. Gene Ontology annotation, molecular function: endopeptidase activator activity. The transcript is spliced from 11 exons.